Molecule: messenger RNA, 1711 nt
Organism: Cariama cristata (Red-legged seriema)
Lineage: Eukaryota; Metazoa; Chordata; Aves; Cariamiformes; Cariamidae
Gene: HERC3
Product: HECT and RLD domain containing E3 ubiquitin protein ligase 3
Exons: 15
Source: RefSeq, a predicted model, not a curated record
GCUGGUGCGAGAACUAGGAAACCCCAAUAUUGUUCAAAUAGCAUGCGGGGACCAGCACGCCAUGGCACUCUCCAGAGGAGGAACGCUCUUCACCUGGGGCCAGAACGCCCACGGACAGCUUGGAGUGGGGAGCCAAACCACGCUCGUGCCCCAACCGCAGCCGGUGGAAAGACUGAAGGGCAUCCCGCUGGCUCAGAUUGCUGCUGGAGGAGCUCACAGCGUCGCCGUGUCGCUCUCUGGGGCUGUGUACUCCUGGGGAAAGAACAAUUUUGGACAGCUGGGACUCGGAGACACAAAAGAGAGGCACUGCCCAUCAUAUGUUGGAGCGUUAGAGCACUGGAAGACCGUAUUCAUCUCGUGUGGGGCAGAUCACACUGCAGCUCUCUCCAAGGAGGGACUGGUGUGCACCUUUGGAGCAGGAGGGGCUGGCCAGCUUGGUCACAACUCCACCCGGGACGAACUCGUGCCUCGUGUGGUGGCCGAGCUGUGGGGAGCAAGAGUUUCGCAGGUUGCUUGCGGCAGACAGCACACCCUGGUCUAUGUCCCCUCCUUGGACAAAGUCUACUCGUUUGGUUGUGUUGAAGAAGGACAGCUGGGAGAUGAGAGGAAGCCCGAUCAGUUGAUACCACUCCCCAUCAAGUCACCAGCGAACGCUGGCAAAUCCUGUCGGGGAAACAACACCUCACAAAAGGUGACUGAAAAUACCGCCGGAGGAAACCGAAGUGUUGUUCUUUGCAAGAACAACAAGAAUUCCUGUUUGAAUGGAAUUGCCACUCUGGAGGAUAAAGAAGUGGAUGCAUGGAUUUCUGAUUCCAGCUCUCAACAUUGGGAGAGUAUAAAAAAGAAUAUCGGACUGAUCUUUUCAUCCGAGGCUUGCAUCAACGGAAGCUUCCUGGAGAAAAGAGACAAACAUUUUAAAACUUCCAAAGAAGUCUCGGGUGUAGACAUGUCAGAAGUGCAACGUUUUUAUGAGAAGAUCAGCAAGAAGGCAAAAGUCUUCCAGGAGGUGCAAAAGGAGAUUGAGAAGUUACUGCCGUCGUUGUCUUCCUCUCCCAUCUCACCUGAAAAUUUCAGAGUCUACUUGAUCUUGCCUUUCCUUCUGCAGCGAGGGGAUGACAGCUCUUACCAUUGUCUUCAGCUUCUAGCAGAAGCCAUCGUGAAGCUCCGGACAAAGGACAUUCAAACUCUUGUAUGCCUGUGGUCAAAUCUAGAAACGUCCUUUUUCAAGGAGCUAGUCGUUCUGUAUCAGAGGGUUUCCCAGAAAAACCUGUCUCAAUUUGUCGUGGAAGUCAGCAGCGGCCAAAGAGACCCCUUCAACCUGCACCCACAUGAAACAGCGACUCUGCAAACCCUGCAGAUUCUUUCCCAGGUGAAUUCCAGAACUGGCUUCAGAGUGCAAGAAAACAACUUCUAUGUGCCUCAAGUGAAACCGAUUAUCAACUGGUGUUGGUUAUGUAGUACAGCACAAAUGGCCCUAUGGAAGCUGACCAAAUAUCCAUGCAUCUUUGAGAUGCAAGACAAGAUCGUCGUUCUUUAUACAGAAUGCAAAACUCUGUCCAGCCUCUUUAGUGAUAUACAAGUGAUGCCGAUGGUCCAGGAUCAUUGGGUUUUUCCAGUCAGAAGACAGUGCCUUCUGCAAGACAUAUGGAGCCAUUUAAAUGAUGCAUCAACCCAGCAGUUCAAGAAGGUCUUAAAGAGGAGACAGCGCUAA